Messenger RNA from Esox lucius (northern pike), 487 nucleotides. Its product is annotated as leishmanolysin-like peptidase 2. The transcript is spliced from 5 exons. The record is from RefSeq and is a predicted model, not a curated record. Lineage: Eukaryota; Metazoa; Chordata; Actinopteri; Esociformes; Esocidae. The coding region runs from base 65 to 487 and encodes 140 amino acids.
GGAAUUCACUCCCUUCUCCUCCUUCUGCAGCAGCAGGGGGAGUCCCAGACUGACCGCUGUCUGGAUGGAUGCAGCAUUUAAACCUCUGACAAACCCCGAUGAGUGUUUGCUCCUGAGUGAGAGUUGGAUAGAAGAGAAUGAGUCUGAAACAGACGACUGGAGUGGAGAGACCUACCAUUUAGACAGCCGAUGCUUCAUCUCUAACCUGACCAGAGAGAAUGUCUCCCUCUCUGUCAGUGACUCUGUGGUGGGUCGUUGUUACAGACACAGGUGUACUGGACUGAACAGGUAUCAGAUACAGGUAUCUGGCUCUGAUUGGAUGGACUGCCCAGCUGGGGGCGCCACUGAGGUGACAGGAUACAGGGGUUUAGUGUUCUGUCCUUACAAGAGGUUGUGUUGGUACCCAGACAUUGACUUGUCCAACAAAACCCAGAUAUCUGACUCUUCAGAUAUCUUAACCACAGACCCAUCGAUACCUGGGAAGUGA